AUGACUUUUCUGUCCAUUUCACCGCUCAAAGUGCCCUCGUCGCUAGAUGAUGAGAACAGCUACCACGAAUUCUACAAACUUCAGGAGCAUUCUGCAAGAGAACAGGAAUUCUUCUCUAAGCACCAGGAAAACUGGAUCCAUGGGCCCCUAAGAUUGUACAAUGUAAUUGAGUACGAGAGGUUUGAGUCAACAGCCAGCAAUGCUGAUUACGAGAACGGCAAUAGGGCCGAGAUGAUUUUUGGACCUAAAGUGGUGUUGAACAAGGUUCAGCCUGAAAACCUAGCCACACGGCUGUCAUCGUUGUCGAGCUCACAUUCGGCAAUCAAAGCAUCGAAAUAUGCUAGUGAAUUCAAAAACGAUUCCAAAGCUUCGCCUUUUUCAGGUCUUUUCCAUAUUCCCUCAUUCUCUUACUCGUUUCCGGGCCACAAAAGCCCACUUAGCAUGAGUGGCUACAUAUACCUGUCGCAUGUGGAGGUAAAUAAUAUCACCUAUAUGAUUGGAGGAAUGCUAGAAAAUUCGCAUUUGAACUUGGGUGAAUUGGGAAUUCCUAGAUCUACAGACUUGUCUCGGAUUUCGGUCGAAUUAAAGGACGAGUUACCUCCAUAUGUUAACAAAAAGAUCUUGAUGUCUCCGGUAAUGUGCAAUAACCCUUCGUUCAUCAUGUUUAAUCCGAGCAGGGGAACGGUCACAGCCUACGAUAUCAGCACCGUUGGUGAAGCUUACGUGGGCAAACUUUGUCAAUUGAAAGGUACAGUGGUGGGAUCAAAUCAUAUCUUCUAUUGUGGAGGUUUUGAAGUAAAAGUUGACUCAGUCAGGUACGCCGAAGACAUCAAGAGAUGGAUUGUCAAGAAAAGCAUCAAGCUCAACGAGGACGGUUACGUUUUAGACACUACCAAGAUGAAAGUAACCAAGAUCCAUUUGAAGUCUAAACUGGACCAGGCUUAUACUAAACGUUUGGGUGCAUGCUUGGUCUCUAACAUUUAUAGUUCUCUUUCUCCGGACAGAGACUUUGCGCUGCCAGUUGGAGACUCUAGUGAAACUGCCCCAUUUACAGCAUUUCAGGAGUCGCCUGAAGAAGCAGAAGAGAAACAAAAUGUAGAGGUAAAGCAUGAAGUCUUGAAAACGCGAAAGGAGCCGAAGUCGGAUCCUUACUCAGCACCAGCCAUGCAGACUUCGGUGUCUUCAACAUCCAGCAGGACAACAUUGCGAGUGACUACGGAUAAUUCUCCCCAAAGAACUGCUACAACAAACUCGUCUCGGUCAGCAAAGCUUAGUGAAAGUGCCAAAAUGAGUGGGUCCCCACUUUCUCCGACAGUUUCCUCGUCUAAUUCAGGAACAUCGCUGAAAGUUUCGUCACUUCUUCAGAAAUCUACAAGGAUCUUUCAUCGUAGUGGCGUACGUCACAACGGACAACCUCAAAUCCGGAGCGCAUACUCAAACCACGUUAAGAAGCACAGAAGCCAGACUCUGCUGAGUUCGCAAACUAGCAGGUCUACAUCUCCUCUGCGGCUGUCAUUGAAGUCGCCUCUACACAAGCCAGUUACAGACUCCGUCAGUCUUGCCUCUGAGUCGACGGACACAGACUCCUUCCACAGUGAGAAGUCUACAACCUCCAGCAAUGCAAUAGCAACUCCAACACCCAAGAAGGUGAUUGCUACCAGUGCUGUCACCAUUCUGGAUAAAAGUGUGGCUCCCGAAUUAGAAUCCAUGGCCUCAGGAGAGAGUGCUAGCUAUGCAGCUUCUUAUUUAGACGACUCAGCUUUGCGUUCCGGAGUAAUUUCAGUCUCAGUUUAUCAGUUUGGAGGUUUCAAAGCAGUUUUGAACCACGCAGGGAAUCUCAGCUUUGUUGCAACAAAUGAACUUAUCAAAAUCGAACUCAUAAUUGAUGAUCCAGAACAGGUGAUUUUCCAUCCUGAAGCGUUGACCUUUGAAUUGCCCCAUUCACAAAAGAGCUCGUGGCCUUCUCCAAGAGGUUAUUUUGCCUACACAUUAAUCAACAAUGACACCACCAGUGCACAUUGCGACUUCGUCAAACCAGUGGAAUUUCACGACAGCGACUCUUCGCGAUCGCUAAUAUCUGAAGCAGCAUCGAUCAGUGAAAAAUCAACUGGCAAAUCUCAUCACUCAUACAAUGCAGAUACAUUCUUCGAGACGAAAUCCUUGAUGAUUCAUGGAGGUGUGGACGAGCAGCACAAUGUAUGCAAUGACAUGCACUUGUUCCGCUUCAAGACAAGGCGGUGGCUGAUGUCGCAGACAUAUGCAUUUGACUACUAUGAGAUUCCGAAGCAUCCUUAUGAGGACGAACAUACCGAGUUACUAACGCUUGAGAGACAGGUCGAGAAUCCUAAGCUUGUGGAGGCGGAAUUAAGAUGCUGUCAUCACCAAGCCCUUUUAUUCCUGGAAGAUGGACUCGAAUACGUUGCAUUCGUCGGUGGAUUUACUAAUGAGAUUCUACGCCAUCACGAACAGAUUCCUUAUGAAAGUGACCGAUUUGAUGUCUCUAGAAUUUCGAGGUUCCUGAUGUCCAGUACUAAUUCGAACUUAUUGCGAGUUCCAGUGUUGAAUCUCCAGUCUCAAACUUGGAAAUUCAGUCGGUUUUUCUACGAUCUCACUGGAAGAGUGUCUCCUCAAGCCAUGGACUUGUUGAUGGGCACCGACUACUUAAGAAAUGCAAGGAUUUGCACAUAUGGAGGAGCAUUCUCAAUUGUGGAGAAGCAGAUAACUAUAUGCCACGGUAUGGUAGAAUUCUCGCCAGAAAAAGCCAAAGACUACCCAAAGCUUGCUAAGGGUUUGGGAGCGGAUUCCAUAUUAUUAGGUGGCCAUUGUCACUUGACUUUCCCCACUCUAUAA
Molecule: messenger RNA, 2850 nt
Organism: Sungouiella intermedia
Lineage: Eukaryota; Fungi; Ascomycota; Pichiomycetes; Serinales; Metschnikowiaceae
Source: the annotation of a GenBank genome assembly